This is a messenger RNA of Aspergillus saccharolyticus JOP 1030-1, 1503 nucleotides long. RefSeq names its product putative aldo-keto reductase (YakC). Gene Ontology annotation, cellular component: cytoplasm. The record is from RefSeq and is a predicted model, not a curated record. NCBI's taxonomy places the organism in Eukaryota, Fungi, Ascomycota, Eurotiomycetes, Eurotiales, Aspergillaceae. The coding region runs from base 84 to 1088 and encodes 334 amino acids. The transcript is spliced from 6 exons.
CUUAUAUAUUCUGUUCCUGCUACGCUGAACCCAAGGAGAAGUACAGCAGCACCCCUAAUCCAUCCUCAAAGCCCAAACGCAUCAUGGUCAAGUUCCUCCCCUUCGGCGACCUCCAGGUCCCCUCGCCCGGCUUCGGCGCCAUGGGCCUCAGUUUCGGUCUGGGGAACAACCUGAGCCUCGAGGAGGCCGAGCCUGUUCUUCUCAAAGCAAUUGAGCUGGGCUGUACAUUCUGGGACACGGCUGUGGUAUACCAAGCCGGUGUGAACGAGAAACUCCUCGGCGACUUCAUCAGAAAGCACAACGUCCGCGACAAGGUGUUCAUCGCCUCGAAAUGCGGCUUCGAUGUCUUUGGCCCCAACGGGAACGAGAUCGGCAGCGGCGCCGUCACCAACUCGGCCGCCCACAUCAAGCAAUACAUUGAAGGAACGAUUGAGCGACUCGGGUUCGCUCCGGAUCUGUACUAUCUGCACCGCAUUGAUCCUCACACCCCGCUCGAGGAAUCCAUCCCCGUGCUGGACGAGAUCCGCCAGGCCGGGAAGACCAAAUACAUCGGUCUCUCGGAGUGUUCUGCGGCGACGCUCCGCAAGGCCAGUUCGCUCGCCAAGAUCGACGCCGUGCAGGCUGAAUACUCCGCGUUCGAGACCGUCCACGAGACGGACGGACUGAUCGAAGCGGCUAGGGAGCUGGGCGUCGCCUACGUCGCCUACAGCCCGCUCGGACACGGCUGGCUGGUCGAUCACUUCGACUACCAGUCUCCGGACGACUUCAAGCCGGAUGAUUUCCGCCGCAAGAGCCCCAAGUUCCAAGGCGAAAACUUCUACAAGAACAAGGCGAUCGUGGAGGAGAUCAAGAAGCUCGCCGUUCGCAAGGGCUGCUCGAUCAGCCAGAUCGCCCUCGCUUGGGUGGCGGCGCAGGACAUGAUCGCCAUCCCCGGGACCACCAAGGUGCAUCGGUUGGAGGAGAACUUUGCCUCGCGUGAGGUGGAUUUGACGGAGGAGGAGCUGCGCGAGAUGCGCCGCAUUGUGGAUAGUGCUAAGCCGCAUGGGAAUCGGUAUGGGGCUGCGCAUCAGGCGCUUGUGGGGCACUAGUUUCAGAGGUGACAGAUGUCUGCAGUGAAUGUAGCAUCAGCCUCUGGUAUAAAGUGGCUUCUGCAGUGCUAAGGUCAAGCAUACUUAUUUCACAAACGUCAAUUCCAGAACGAUGUAAUGUUUUGCCUGGCAGCGUGACGGCUUCAAUAUCAUCGCCUGCACGAAUUCGUUGAAGGAAAGCGUCUCGGUGUUGCGGUAGGCCUCGGCCAUGUCCUGCGGCCGCGUAAUGACGUACAGGAGCGAGUCGACGACGGUCAGCGCGAAGGGGUCGUUGUUGCGGUCAUGGAAGUGUUUUCUUUGGCAGAGAGGAGAAGAAGAAACGUGUUAUGUGAUUGUUAGGUGGGCGCUGGGAGCAGCGUCGAGAUAGGGUUUUAUUCGAAAAGCCCUUAUUGUGCGCGGAGAGCAGUAAUGGGAA